Acaromyces ingoldii is the source of this 3620-nucleotide messenger RNA. RefSeq names its product prokaryotic type I DNA topoisomerase. The record is from RefSeq and is a predicted model, not a curated record. Gene Ontology annotation, biological process: DNA topological change. Gene Ontology annotation, cellular component: nucleus. Lineage: Eukaryota; Fungi; Basidiomycota; Exobasidiomycetes; Exobasidiales; Cryptobasidiaceae. Bases 167 to 3520 code for a protein of 1117 amino acids. Gene Ontology annotation, molecular function: DNA topoisomerase type I (single strand cut, ATP-independent) activity; zinc ion binding; DNA binding. The transcript has 12 exons.
CUCGGUCUUGGACCGUACGCGUUGACAGGCUAAAUCCACCAACACCGACGCCCCGGCAGAAGAGUCGAAAAGGCCAAAGAGUCGAGCACGAGCAACCAGACGGGAUUCGUGUAGCCGCUAGGACCUCAGGCCACUGCGAUGCGGCGGCAAAGAGAUUUGCGCGGAGAUGAAGAUCCUCUGCGUCGCUGAGAAACCCUCGAUUGCAAAGUCCAUCUCGGAGAUCUUGUCCAGCGGCAAUGGGCUACAGAAUCGGCCUGGCCGAGACCAGUUCUGUCGCAACUUCUGCUUCCGAUACCGCAUGCCCCCUGGCCAGUCAUUUGGGAGGCAUCGGGCCAAUGGGUGGGUCGAUAUGGUCGUUACGAGUGUCCGUGGCCACCUCAUGAGCAACGACUUUGGCGACGAGUACCGAAAAUGGAAAAGCUGCAGCCCCACGGCUCUCUUCGAGGCGCCUAUCAUGUCCUUUGUCAGUGAGGACUGCAAAAAGGUUGCUCAGAACCUCAAGGACGAGGCUAGAAGCUCUGAUGUGCUCAUGAUCUGGACCGACUGCGAUCGCGAAGGCGAACACAUCGGCGCAGAGGUCGUGCGCGAGUGCCAGAGGGUGAAGAGGGAUAUUGAAGUGACAAGAGCGAGGUUCAGCGCCAUCAUUGCGAAUCAGAUCCACCAUGCCGCCCAGAAUCCCGUGGCGCUCGAUUGGGCUGCCGCCGAUGCCGUCGAGGCGAGAAUCGAGCUAGAUCUGCGCAUUGGAUCAGCCUUUACCCGCAUGCAAACUUUGACGCUCCAAGGUCAUUUCCAGGAGCUUGACAAGAAGAUCAUUAGCUACGGUCCGUGUCAGUUUCCAACCCUGGGUUUUGUCGUGGAUCAGUACAUCAAGCACAGCGAGUUUGUCCCGGAGCCCUUCUGGUACAUCCAUGUCAUGCACCGCAAGGCUCCCAUCGAUGUGACCUUUCACUGGGCCCGCAAACACCUCUUUGUGCAGGCCGAGGUCAAGAGAAUCUUUGACAGGUGCAAGAGCGACCCAGAGGCUACUGUCAUCAAGGUGACGAGUAAGCAGACGCGCAAGUACAAACCACGGCCACUGACAACUGUCGAGCUGCAAAAGUCGGGUGGUCGCCUCCUGCACAUGGCUCCCAAACGGAUCCUCGAUGUUGCAGAGAAGCUGUACCAGAGAGGUUUUCUCUCGUAUCCUCGUACAGAGACUGACCAAUACGACGCCCAAUUUGACUUCAAGACGCUGGUCGGAAAACAGAGGAGCGACUCUGAUUGGGGCCGCUUUGCCAGUCAGCUGCUCGACGAUCAAGGUGCCUUUGACAAGCCUCGAAAUGGGCAAAAGAACGACAAAGCCCAUCCGCCCAUUCAUCCGACCGCCCAUGCAAACGGCCUCACAGGGGAUGACAAGAAGGUGUACGAGUAUGUGACUCGACGCUUUCUGGCAAGUUGCUCAAAGGACGCCAUUGGCGAGGAAACAAAAAUUGACCUCAAGAUUGCCGGCGAGCUCUUUACGGCCACUGGCAUUGUUGUCCAAGUGCGCAACUUCCUCGAUGUGUUUCCCUACGAGACGUGGGGCGGACCAGGUCUGCCACAAUUCGAAGAGGGUGAGCGUUUCGUGCCGACGGAAUUGACAAUGAAGGAAGGCGAGACGACGCGGCCCAAGCUCCUGACGGAAGCCGACCUUGUCUCGCUGAUGGACAGGAAUGGCAUCGGCACGGAUGCGACGAUUGCAGAGCACAUUGCAAAGAUUAUCGAGCGAGAAUACGUCAUGGCACAGAUGGAGGGGAGGAUCAAGUACCUUGUACCCUCGACGCUUGGUAUGGGCCUUGUCAUGGGCUACAACGACAUCAACUUUGCAGGCAAUAAGAGCUUGUGCAAGCCCCUAUUACGCCGAGAGACCGAAGAGGCCAUGACGAAGGUCUGCGAGGGUGAAACGACCAAGGCACAAAUGGUCCAGCAGAGCCUGCAAGAGUAUCGUGCCGUCUACACGCAGGCGAACGGUAGCAUCGAGAGGGUCAUUCUGCAAAUGGCAAGAUACCUUCGCGGCGAAGAACCACCUGCGCCACCUGAAUGGGCGGCUGCGGCUGCGUCCUCCACUGCUAAUGAACCUCGACAAGACGAUUUACUCUCGUUGGACGAUGACCUCGAAGUAAUCGAUGAUGAGGACUUGUGGAGUGUUCUCGAUGGCGUUGAGACGGGAGGCGAAAGUUCUGCACCUGGGCCAGGUGACGACGCAAGAAGAAUCAGAUCAGGUGGCGGAAAUCAUGGUGCAAUGGGCACAUCUUCUGCUUCCUCGAACAGCGCAAAUGCUCAGAUUGAGGUCAUUGAGAUUGAUGACGACGAUGACGAUGUCCCGGUUCCUUCCCAUGCUCCAGCUGCAGCCCCCCGUCAGCAGCCGCUGCGGACCCAAACAUUCCACCCUGGUCAAUCAACCUCGUUUGCCGACCGCGUCCAAGAGCGGGAGUCAGCAGACGCUCACACUCCCAUGUGCCGCUGUGGUCAGGCCGCUGUUCAGAGAAAAGUUAUCAAGGAAUCGGCAAACAAGGGAAGGAUGUUUUGGAGGUGCCCCAAACAGCAGGGCGACGAGACCGAAUGCGGGUUCUUUGAAUGGUGCGAUGAGGCUGCUACAUCUGGCGCGAGGGUUCCUCCGUACACGCGGCCUUCCGGCUCUCUUGACGAGAGCAAUGCUCGAGGUCUGACGGACUCGACGAUGGAUCGUUACCGAAGCAUCAUGAACGCCUCGAGCAACUUAGCGUCAAACGAGGUUCAGUGCGAGUGCGGCCAGGAGGCUAAGCGGAAUCAAGUAUUCAAGGAUGGUCCGAACAAGGGACGCUUCUUUUACACCUGUCCGAAGCUGAGCGGACGCACACGAUGCAAAUUCUUCGCAUGGGCGGACGAGGGUACUGACGCAGGGCAGCAGCAGCAGCAGCAGCAGCAACAACAACAACGGGCUGCACAGGGCCCAACUAGAGACCUAGCAGGGCAGAGCUGCUUCAACUGCGGAGAAGAAGGGCAUUGGGCAAGCGCCUGUCCCCAGCCAAAGUCGGAUGGCGCAACAGGCUCUUCCCGUGCGGCUACCUUUGGUGGCAAUGGUGUUGGUGGCAGCAGUCGUUCUGCAAGAGGCGGUCCGAGCGGGACAGUGUCUGGGACGUGCUUCACUUGCGGCGGCGAGGGUCAUUGGGCCAGCAACUGCUCGGCGCACGCUGCCUCAGCUGGACCAUCAGUAGCGCCGUCUCGGAAGAGAGGGGCGGGCGGAAGAGCCCGCAAUUCGCACGCAGUCGACGUGGACAUGUACAACAAUGAGAACAGCGAAGACGAGGGUCUCCACUAUGACGACAGAGGAGGAGCAGGUGGUCGAAGCAAACGCGUGGGGACGUGCUUCAAUUGUGGCCAAGAGGGACAUUGGUCGUCGGACUGCAGCGAGGCUCGGCAAGAGGGAGCAGCGAGGGCAUUUACGAGCAGGGGUGGUGCAAAAAGAGGUCGCACGACGAGAGGCGGGCCGAGGAAGAGGGGCCGAGGGAGCAGCCGAUGAUCAUCGUCUCUGUAGCAAAUGGCUACUCUGCUUCAACCAGUACUGUUGGAGCCUUCUGUAAGAAUUUGAUACUGUUCAACAUUGUGUGCAAAGAAGAAGG